AUGUUUAAAAAUACACCCAUAGCAUAUAUAAAGAUGCAAAAUAAACACACAAACAUAAUGAGUACUUACACUAAAGAAGACUGCAAGAAAUACAACGACAUCAUUCCAGAAAAAUUCACGAUUCUUGGUGAAAAGUCCUUUUCCGAAUGCAAACUCAAGAAUGUAGUAAUUCCUUCCAACAUUACAAAACUUGAUGAAAGUUGCUUUUUGAACAACAUGACAAUAGAAUCCGUCAAACUUCCAGAUACUAUAGUUGAAAUGUCCGAGUCAUCAUUUUCUGGGUGUGUUUCAUUGACUUCGAUCAAUAUACCAAGCAAAAUUACUUUAUUAAACGAAUAUGUUUUCAAUAAAGCUAAUUUUUCUGCAUUUACUAUUCCCGACACUGUCAAAGUUAUAAUGUAUAAAGCAUUUAAUGAAUGUACAAACUUAACAAGUUUGGUCUUAAGUAGCAAUUUAGAAACACUUGGAUCAUAUUCGUUGGCAGAUUGCACUUCUUUGAAAUCAAUAACACUACCUCAAUCUCUUAAGAAUAUUGAAGAUAAAGCUUUUAUUGCCAACAAAAAUUUACUUUCAAUUGUUAUCCCCAAAAAUGUCACUUCUGUUGGUGAUGGCAUCUUUCUUUGUUGCAGUUCACUUAGAAGUGUUACGAUAUUAAACUCGUGUUUGGGCAAAAACAUGUUUGUAGAAUGUGAAAACAUUCAAAAUGUUGUGUUAAAUGAUGAUAUUAUCGAAUUAGCAAAUGAAGCUUUUAGAAAUUGCAAAAUAAGCCAAAUUGUUUUACCAAAACACUUGAAAUCAAUUGGAUACUCGUGUUUUUGUGGAUGCAAAUCACUUAAAACAAUCGAAUUGCCAACUUCACUUUCGGUGAUUAUUGGUGCUGCGUUUAGUGAGUGUGGUUUAAUUGAAGUGACAUUACCAAAAAUCGAUAAAAUAGAAUCCAAUUGUUUUUCUGAAUGCUAUAAUCUCACCAAAAUAGUUAUCCCCGACUCUGUGACAGAAAUUGGAACCGAAGCUUUCGCUGAAUGCAAAACACUUGCAUCUAUUAAUAUACCAAAUAAUGUUGAAAAAAUGGGAGAAGGCUGUUUUUAUGGGUGCAAAGUAUUGACUAAGAUAGUAAUUCCCAACAAAAUGAAAAUAAUUGGUGAAUAUUCUCUUGCAAAAUGUAAAGGAAUUAUUGAAGUUGAAAUACCUGAAGGUGUUGAAAUUAUUGAUAAUUUUGCUAUUGCUGAUAACAAGAAAAUAAAAACAAUUACAUUACCCAAGACUAUCAAAGAAAUUGGUGAAUCCGCAUUUGCUGGCUGUGUUUCUCUUCAAGAAAUCUUUGGGAUGGAAAACGUCAAGAAGUUUGGAGUUGGUUGUUUCUAUAAAACCAAAGUCUCUGCAAAUAACGUUCCUUCAACUGCAUUUGAUAAGUCUAAACAUUAUAGAGAGGAUUAA
Messenger RNA from Entamoeba invadens IP1, 1437 nucleotides. RefSeq lists its product as hypothetical. The transcript has a single exon. NCBI's taxonomy places the organism in Eukaryota, Evosea, Mastigamoebida, Endamoebidae. The record is from RefSeq and is a predicted model, not a curated record. The coding region runs from base 1 to 1437 and encodes 478 amino acids.